Clupea harengus (Atlantic herring) is the source of this 4132-nucleotide messenger RNA. RefSeq names its product RAB3 GTPase activating protein subunit 1 (gene rab3gap1). Gene Ontology annotation, molecular function: GTPase activator activity. Gene Ontology annotation, biological process: positive regulation of GTPase activity. The record is from RefSeq and is a predicted model, not a curated record. NCBI's taxonomy places the organism in Eukaryota, Metazoa, Chordata, Actinopteri, Clupeiformes, Clupeidae.
CUUUCAUUUUCUUGCUCAUCAAUCCCAUAAUGCAACUAAGAGCCAGAAAGUAAACAGUGGAAUCCAUGAUGGCGGCUGACAGUGAUCCCGAGUCGGAAGUGUUCGAGAUCACGGACUUCACCACAGCGUCAGAGUGGGAGAGGUUUGUAUCAAGAGUAGAGGAAGUCCUAAAUGACUGGAAACUGAUUGGGAGUAGUGGUGGAAAACACCCAGAGAAGGGAGAUUACACCAAUGGCACAUGGGAGGAGAAGAACCAAGAGAUCAACUUUGCCGAUUUCAAAUUCUGCAUCGCGCACAAUUACCUAAAGCAGGAGGCUUCGGAAAAUGAGGGAAAAGAGGAGCCUGAGGAAGAUGCAUUCCCUGCGGCCAUGCAGGACCUGCUUUGCAUGAACAAUGACUUCCCUCCCAGAGCCCACUGCCUCGUCCGAUGGUAUGGUAUUCGCGAGUUUGUGGUCAUCUCUCCCGGUGCGAACUGUGAGGCCAUUAUCAGCGAGUCCAAGUGUAACCUGCUCCUCAGCUCUGUAUCCAUUGCUUUGGCCAACACUGGCUGCCAGGUGCCAGUGUUUGUGCAGAUCCAGCACAAAUGGCGGCGCAUGUACUCUGGCGAGUGCCAGGGCUCGGGCGUGCGCACCGACUUCGAGAUGGUCCACCUUCGCAAAGUCCCCAGCCAGUACAACCAUCUUGCCGGACUCCUGGAUAUCUUCAAAUCCAAGAUUGGUUGCCCUCUGACGCCACUGCCACCCAUUACAAUUGGCAUACGCUUCACCUACAUCCUUCAGGACUGGCAGCAGUACUCCUGGCCCCAGCAGCCCCCUGACUUCGACGCUCUCCUUUCUGGAGAGGUGGGUGGAGUGGAGUUCGGAAAGUUGCCUUUUGGGGCCUGUGAGGAUCCAAUCAGUGAGCUCCACCUUGCAACCACUUGGCCACAUUUAACAGAGGGAAUUGUGGUGGAUAACGAUGUGUAUUCCGACCUGGACCCCCUUCAGGCUCCUCAUUGGUCCGUGAGAGUACGCAAGGCAGACAACCCCCAGUGCCUUCUGGGUGAUUUCCUGCUGGAGUUCUUUAAGCUGUGCCUGCUGAAGGAGUCUACAGAGGAGCUGUUGGGCAGGAACACUGUGGAGGAGGAGGGCAAAGAGAACGCAGACAUCAGCCACGCGCUGUCCAAACUGACAGAGCCCACGGCCGUGCCCAUUUCCAAGCUCUCCGUCUCCAACAUGGUGCACAGCGCUCGCAAGCGCAUCCGGAGACACAGGCGGGUCAACGAGUCGCCCCUCAACAACGACGUCCUCAACUCCAUCCUGCUGUAUCUGUUCCCAGAUGCCGCAACGGACAAGCCCACUGAUGCAACAGCGGCCAAGGCAAAACAGGGGAACCCUGAUGGGAAAACCGAGCAGGAGAAGGAGCCUGAAGACUACAACUUAUUCAACCAGUUCAAAUCGGCGCCCUCAGACAGUCUCACGUAUCGUCUGGCCUUGUGCACCUGCAUGGUGAACUUCUACCACGGAGGCGUGCGGGCCGUGGCCCACCUGUGGCAGGAGUUCGUGCUGGAGAUGCGGUACCGCUGGGAGAACAAUUACCUCAUCUACGGUCUGGCCGGUGGCACUCCAGACCUCCGGUGCUGUCUCCUCCAUCAGAAGCUGCAGAUGCUGAACUGCUGCAUCGAGCGCAAAAGAGCUCGGGACGACAGCCGCCAGAAGAGCGCCUCCCCCGAGGGGGUCCGAGAGCGGAAGGUGUCGGGCCAGGAGAACGGGCGCCUGAUGUCCGAGGGCACCAGCUUAUCUCCCGCAGCAGCAGCGACCGAGGUGUCACCCGGCAAGUCAUGGGAGUCGUGGAGCGACAGCGAGGACGAGUUCUUCGAGUGCCUGAGUGACACGGACGAGUUGAAGGAGGCAGCCGUUGAAGGAACCAAGGACGCCAGCAAGGCCAAGCCAGAGGGCCGGCUCCAGACCCACGGGAAACUCACCCUGCUCAACCACGAUGAGCCCUUAUACAUCCCAGUCACACAGGAGCCAGCACCCAUGACUGAAGACACCCUGGAGGAGCAGUCAGAGGUCUUGGCCAAACUGGGCACGUCUGCAGAGGGAGCUCACCUGCGCGCCCGCAUGCAGAGUGCUUGCCUGCUCUCAGACAUGGAGUCCUUCAAGGCGGCUAAUCCGGGCUGCAGCCUGGAGGACUUUGUGAGGUGGUACUCGCCACGCGACUACGUGGAGGAGGAGGAGGAGACGGACGAGGCCGGGCAGACGGUCGUCAAGGGCGACCUCAGCGCCCGCAUGAAGAUCCCGGGCAACAUGUGGGUGGAGGCCUGGGAGACCGCCAAGGCCACACCUGCACGCAGGCAACGACGCCUCUUUGAUGACACGAAGGAGGCAGAGAAGGUGCUGCACUACCUGGCGGUGCAGAAGCCGGCCGACCUCACGCGCCACCUGCUGCCCGGCCUGCUGCACGCCGCCGUGCUCAAGGUCAAGGAGGAAGAGGCCAGAGAGGACAUUUUGUCUGUGCGUAAGGCCAUACAGCAGGUGAUUUCCCAUGCCAGCAAGCUUCUGCGCCACCCCAGCCCCGACUACAAGAAGGUUGAGGACCUCAUUAACCAGGUCAUGGUGCUGGAGGCAGUCAUAGCCUGUGCCCGAUCCCUCAAAGCCAAGUUUGGCGUUGGGAAGAGCGAGCGAGGAGGAGAGGAGGAUGAGCUGGAAAGGUUUGUAAGCUCUCUGCUAGAGGAGCCAGAGGUGACGGUCUUGGGAGCGGGGAGGGGCCCAGCUGGCAGCAUCAUCCACAAGCUGUUUGUCAGCUCACAGAGGGUGGCUGACUUCAGUGAUGAGGCGGCGCUGUUGGCUCCACUGGAGGAGGACGGCGGACGGCAGGUCGGAGCCGAAGACAGGAAGCCUCCUUCGGCGGGCGGAGUCCCGGACUUCCCGCCCCCGGCCGGACGCGAGGUGAUCCUGCGCACGUGUGUGCCACGUCCGGCGCCGUACUCCAAGGCCCUGCCCCAGCGCAUGUUCUGUGUUCUGAUGCGCGAAGAGUUCCGUCUGGCUGGGGCCUUCUCUUCGGAUACAUCCUUCUUCUGAGAGGUGGUGGUGGUGACUGAGGCAGGGAUGGGGAGGUGGGGGGGACUGUUAAGGAAGUGGGAGCUGUGGGGUGCUUUGGCUAGGAACAGACGAGUCAGAGGGGGAGACCUACACCGAAGGCAGUGAUGAAGCAAAGGGUUCUCAGUGGGGACUCAGUGGGGACUCGCUUUGUACUCUGUGAACCUGCCUUUGUUGUUCCGAAUCGUUCUGCUUACAGCUUUAGCUCAUAUUGGGUUGGGUAAUCCACUCCAUGGGAGUCACAUUGGCAUGGGAGCUAGUCCUUUUACAUGUCAGUUGACACCAGAUGCACAGGUAUGCGCUUUAGUUCCACUUGUUUUUGAAAAAAAAAAUAUAUAUUUUGGAAGAGUUAAUUAUUCCAAUCUAUCAGAAUGGAUCCAAAGUAAGAUGAAAGUAUCCCAGUGUGAAGUUAUUUCUUCAGAGUCGUUAUUUUCGAAGAAUAACACAAAGUGGAAGUCUCUAAAUAACACACAAAAACAUUAUAAAAAAAUUAAACAAAUGUUUUAAAAAGGUAUUUUAAAAUGUCAUCAAAUCAUGUCGUUCGACUAUAUUGUAUUUUGUGGGACUUCUAGUGCUGCUAUGACAACCAGCCCAACGCUAGCCUAGUAUUUCUCUGCUUAUUCUACUUCAGCUCAUUCACACACUUGUUAGUGCAGUCAUUGGUCAUUGUCUUGUCCUUCUUCCCAACAUCUGUGUAAAGGAUCUUUGCUGAAAGUGCAAUUAUACAGGUAUCUGUAUAUAUCAUAAAGAUGUUGACCCUCACAUAUUCCAGUAGAGAGAGGUGUCAUUGUCAGUGUCGUUGGUGUCUAUGAACAAUGGUGUUAAGUGCUAUUAAUAGAUAAUUUAAUUAAUUUUAUCAAAUAAUCUUGAAGAAGUCAGUAAGGACAAUGAGAAACCAGUUGUCAAUGUUUGACUGAAGGGGCACACUCAAGCUGUGGAACUAACCAAAGUCUGUAAAUGUCGGAUGAGUGGAGUAGACUUUCAUGUACUGUAGCCUAUUUCUUUGUUUAGUAUUGCUUAAUUACAGUCAAAUUAAAAAGAAUUGAAUGGUG